UCGCGUUUAAACGCACAGUAAAAGAAAGAAAUGCUAAAGCAGGCUCUCCGAGUCCGAUUUGGUGCUAUCUCUUGUUCACCCGCCUCCUCGACGAUGCUCUCUUCUUCGUUUUCUUCUUCUUCUUCUUCAGUUCUCGCUCUCAGAAAUAAGAACCCUAGCUCUCUCCUUCCUUCUAGAUUCUUCAGAAAUGGAUUCGUCAACAACCGAGUCGUUUUCUCCUCUCACUUUCCACGCGCUGUUUCCUUACGGUGUUUCGCUUCUUCAAGCGGUUUCGAUAGGGUUCAAGUUCUAAAUCCGAUUGUCGAAAUGGACGGUGACGAAAUGACGAAGAUUAUUUGGAGUAUGAUAAAAGACAAACUUAUAUUCCCUUAUUUGAAUUUGGAGGUGAAAUACUUUGAUUUGGGGAUAUUGAAUCGUGAUGCUACUGAUGACAAAGUUACAGUCGAAAGUGCUGAAGCAGCUCUAAAGUAUAAUGUUGCCAUCAAAUGCGCCACAAUCACUCCCGAUGAGACAAGAGUAAAGGAAUUGGGGCUGAAAUCUAUGUGGAGAAGUCCUAAUGGAACAAUUAGAAACAUCUUAAAUGGUACUGUCUUUCGUGAACCUAUCCUAUGCAGGAAUAUACCAAGAAUUGUUCCUGGUUGGAAGAAACCCAUAUGUAUUGGAAGACAUGCCUUUGGUGAUCAGUAUCGAGCCACUGAUACAGUGAUUACUGGACCAGGAAAGCUCAAGAUGGUAUUUGUCCCAGAAGGCGGAGACAAGCCAGUGGAGCUUGAUGUCUAUAAUUUCAAAGGCCCUGGUGUAGCACUUGCUAUGUAUAAUGUGGAUGAGUCAAUUCGUGCUUUUGCCGAGUCCUCUAUGUCUUUGGCUUUUUCGAAGAAGUGGCCUCUUUACCUGAGCACAAAAAACACUAUUCUGAAGAAAUAUGAUGGCAGGUUUAAGGACAUAUUUCAGGAAGUGUAUGAACAAAACUGGAAGGGCAAGUUUGAAGAACAUUCAAUAUGGUAUGAACAUCGACUAAUUGAUGACAUGGUGGCGUAUGCUGUAAAGAGUGAAGGGGGAUAUGUUUGGGCAUGCAAAAAUUAUGAUGGAGACGUCCAAAGUGAUCUACUUGCUCAAGGAUUUGGUUCUUUGGGCUUGAUGACUUCUGUGUUGCUGUCUUCUGAUGGGAAGACACUAGAAGCUGAGGCGGCUCAUGGGACUGUAACACGACAUUUCAGGCUUCAUCAAAAGGGACAGGAAACCAGUACAAACAGCAUUGCUUCCAUAUUUGCAUGGACAAGAGGGCUGGAGCACAGGGCAAAACUAGAUGACAAUGACAGGUUGCUGGACUUUGUUCACAAGUUAGAGGAUGCUUGCAUUGAGACAGUGGAGUCAGGGAAAAUGACCAAGGAUCUUGCCCUUCUAAUCCACGGGCCUAAGGUAACCAGAGAGUUUUACUUGAAUACGGAAGAAUUCAUUGACGCUGUUGCAGUAAAUCUUGAGUCGAAGCUUCGGAAACCAGCAUUGAGCAACUAGACUUGGGUAAAUUCUGAUGUUGGAAGACUUAAAAUGUUGAGUGCAGCAAAUCAUAGCUCCAUUUAAACACAAUAAUAUGAAUAAACCAUUCUUAGAUGACAUCAAAUAACAGGCCUUGU
Molecule: messenger RNA, 1634 nt
Organism: Hibiscus syriacus
Lineage: Eukaryota; Viridiplantae; Streptophyta; Magnoliopsida; Malvales; Malvaceae
Product: isocitrate dehydrogenase [NADP], chloroplastic/mitochondrial-like
Exons: 16
Coding region: 31-1515 (494 amino acids)
Biological process (GO): isocitrate metabolic process
Cellular component (GO): mitochondrion
Molecular function (GO): isocitrate dehydrogenase (NADP+) activity; magnesium ion binding; NAD binding
Source: RefSeq, a predicted model, not a curated record